AUGAACAACCAAUACUCUCAAAACCAAUGCAAUGCAGCGGUUAUGAAUUCUCAAGGAACACCAAUGGAAGAGACUUAUGUCCCUGAGACUGUGAUGAUGGAAGAGAAUGGAGGUCUCCCAAAGCGCCAGACCCACCAGACCUCCACUCAAUUGACACAGAUAUCAUGGUGGAAGCAGCGAAAAAACCAUGAAGAGGAGGUGCUCAGGAAGAAUAGAGAAAAUAUGUAUAAAGAAGAGAGACAGGGGUAUGAAGAUAGUGAGAGGAAUGCCAAUGAGAUUGGUGAUCCAGUUGAGGAGACCUCCCUCAGCAGAGAAGAAAAGCAGAUGGAGCAGUACAAAGGGAAGAAGGGAUAUAUGGUGAUUAAGUUUAACUUUGAGAAGGCUUAUGAUCGGGUUGACGAAAUUACCGACGUCAUUGUGACUAGAAAGGAUGAGUUGGACUCGAGACACAAGGUCGACAAAAUUACCGACGUCAUUGUGACUAGAAAGGAUGAGUUGGACUCGAGACAUGAGUUGCCGGAUCAUAGUGGGGUCAGUGAAGAGAAAAUUCCAGUCAUAGGAAUAAGUUUUGGUUCGUUGUCUCUGGCACAGAAAUUUUAUGAAAACUAUGCAAAGAAAGUUGGGUUCGUUACUAAAAUCAGGAACACGAAUUUUGACAAGACGCUGAAGGAAUCAAAGAUACCGGUUAAUCAAUCUAUUCAAUGCACGCGAGAAGGUUAUCGAGAGUCUCGGGUGAACGUAGCAACUUGGACAAACAGAAUUACAGCCACGAGAUGCAGAGCAAGGAUGUAUGUCAUGCUGGACAAGGAGAAGGAAAGUUGGGUUGUCUCUAGAUUAGAAUUGAGACAUUCUCACCCCUGUUUGGCUAAGAAAGCUGUCCACUAUCAUGAGUAUCGGGAGUUGGCCAUGCAUGCUAAGUGCGUCAUUACGGAUAACGACGAGGCUAGCAUAAAACCCAACAAGACGUAUCUAGCACUGGCAAACGAGGUUGGUGGGUCUUCAAACCUGAGUUUUUCAGAAAAGAAUGUCAGAAAUUACAUUACAAGAAAACUCCGAUGUGCCGACGACAAUGCGGACUUUAAGGGGAUGAUGAAUUAUUUCGUUCGAAUGAAGGAGAUCAAUCCCAACUUCUUUUAUGCCAUAGAUGUUGACGAUGCUAAUAAAUUCAGAAGCGCACUCCGAGUAGAUGUAAGGUGCAAGGCUUCGUAUGAAUAUUACGGAGAUGUGGUGUCGUUUGACACCACUUACAGAAGAAACAGGCAUGGUCUACCAUUUGCAUUCUUUGUCGGUGUAAACCACCAUGGAAAGUCUACUCUUCUUGGUUGUGCUUUACUUGGGAGAGAGAAGAUCCCUAGUUUUGAGUGGGUGUUCACGCAAUGGGUGAGAUGUGUCGGGACUGCGCCAAGGGGGAUCAUCACUGACCAAUGCAAGGCCAUGACCGGUGCUAUUAGGAAGGUCCUACCAGAUAUUGUCCACCGAUGGUGCAUCUAG
Arachis ipaensis is the source of this 1491-nucleotide messenger RNA. The record is from RefSeq and is a predicted model, not a curated record. NCBI's taxonomy places the organism in Eukaryota, Viridiplantae, Streptophyta, Magnoliopsida, Fabales, Fabaceae.